Saccharomyces eubayanus is the source of this 2832-nucleotide messenger RNA. It is a transcript of the gene AZF1, whose product is annotated as Azf1p. Bases 1 to 2832 code for a protein of 943 amino acids. The record is from RefSeq and is a predicted model, not a curated record. Gene Ontology annotation, biological process: regulation of transcription by RNA polymerase II. Gene Ontology annotation, cellular component: nucleus. Gene Ontology annotation, molecular function: DNA-binding transcription factor activity, RNA polymerase II-specific; RNA polymerase II cis-regulatory region sequence-specific DNA binding. Lineage: Eukaryota; Fungi; Ascomycota; Saccharomycetes; Saccharomycetales; Saccharomycetaceae. The transcript has a single exon.
AUGGAUGGGCCCAAACAGGAACUAAUUGGGAACAACACUGGACAUUCGAGCAAUACACGUCUGACAGAUCCGGAUACUGAAAAACUACUAGCCAUGCCUCCUCCAUCUGCGCAGUUUCUGAGCAGUUCGCAAACGGGACAAAAUCAAAAUCAAAACCACGCAUUAGGCCAUGCUGAGGAGCAGCGCCAGGACCAUGGACAGGGACCGACCCCUGCUCAGAACCAAGGCCAACAGCAACAAUCACACCUACAACAGCAACAACCAAGAAACGAGUCUAUUUCAUAUUACACGAAUUUCAACCAGCCACGAUACUCUACAGAUGCGUCGAUUACUUCAUUUUUGAACAUAUCUGACAACGUAGCAGGUACCGGAGCACCCAGUACUGGUGGCACAUUUUCGAAUCUUCCACGGCUUUCUACCUCCAGUACUCAUCAAGCGCCAGACCUGUCUCAGAUCGGACGCGGCUUUUCCAUUGUAAACAACCUUUUUCCACAACAACUUCAGCAGCAACAUCUACAACAACAAUUGCAGCAACAACAACAACAACAACAACCACAGCAGCAACCUCCAUUCAAAACACCUUCUUUUUCUACGGGAUUAACGGGAAAUUCUUCCCAAUUCCAGUUUCUACAAAAAAGUGAUGGUUCUUCUCAACCAACUUCCAAGAGAAACUCUGUUUAUCUUGGACCCAAUGAUGGAGCUGAUUUUGAAUUUUUUAACAUGCAGCAAUCACAACAAUCGCAGUUUCAGCCUAGUAGUAGGAGAGAAUCAAAUGCAAUGAGACCCCCACUUUUAAUACCAACUACUAACGCUAAAAUUCAAUCGAGCGGCUCUAAUGCUAACGGAAAUAUAAACGUAAACGCUGAUUACGAUUCAUUUUUCAACGGCAAUACAAACAGCAAUAGCAGCAAUCCUAACCAGAAUCCAUAUUUUCUAAGUUCAAGAAAUAAUUCCAUGAAGUUUAAUCCAGAAGAUUUUGAUUUCCAGUUCAAAAGGCGGAAUUCUUCAGUUAGAGGUACUUUAGAUCAUGGUAACCAGAACGCCUUCAUACCUGAGUCAAGACUAAACUCUCUUACUGUUAGCAGCAAACCCAGCAAUGGUCCCGCUGCCAAUAGUGAUACUAUUAUCGAUAACACAAACGACAGCAAAAGCAACGAAAUCACUAAUGAAGAUGGAAAUAAUAACAAUAAUACCAACAUGAAGCACGAUGAUAAUGAUAAUGAUGACAGUAGUAUUAAUCCUACAUCCAGUACUAAUAUCCCAAACCAAGAUGACCACAACCUUGUUUCCGCCAAUAAUGCAAGCAAUAGCAGAAAAGACUUAAAGGAAAUAGAACAGAGACUUCGAAAACAUUUAAACGAUGAGGAUAGUUACUCGAGUACGAUAGCAAGACCAUUAGAUAAAAAUUCUGAAAUAGUUGAAAAUAAUGAAAGAUUGGACCAACAUGUGGAUGAAUCCAGUAUGCAAACGGACGUGAACAAAAAAAUGAAAAAAGAUGAGUCUGCCGUAUUCAUUAAGAAUGAGGUGCCCCGCAACGAUUCAUCAAUAACAAAAGGGAACCCAGUAUCGGACGAAAGCGCAUCAAUAAUUCACUUUUCUGGCAAAGAACCUCCAAUGACUGACAUGGCCUCAAUAAGUGAUGAACCGGCUAACCUGAUAGGGGCCACAAAAGUCGAUCAAUUAAUGUUAAUCAUUCAAGCAAGGAAGAAAGGAUUUACUGAAAAGGUGAACACUACACAAGAUGGCGACUUAUUGUUCAACCAGACAAUGGACAUAUUACCACCCAAAAAUGAACUAGUGGGGGGUGUAGAAAAACCAAAAGGGGUACACAAUACACGGACUAUUAAGAAACACGAAUGUCCUUAUUGCCAUCGACUUUUCUCACAAGCAACACAUUUGGAGGUUCACGUACGUUCUCAUAUAGGGUACAAACCAUUCGCUUGUGAUUAUUGUGGUAAGCGUUUUACCCAAGGCGGAAAUUUAAGAACACAUGAGCGAUUGCAUACUGGUGAGAAGCCAUAUUCAUGUGAUAUUUGCGAUAAAAAGUUUUCGAGAAAAGGGAACUUAGCUGCGCAUUUAGUUACUCAUCAAAAAUUGAAACCUUUUGUUUGCAAGUUAGAAAACUGUGAUAAGACCUUCACUCAAUUAGGUAAUAUGAAAGCUCAUCAAAAUAGAUUUCAUAAAGAAACUUUGAAUGCUUUAACAGCCAAAUUAGCUGAUAUGAAUCCAUCCGAAAAUAUUCCACAUGAGGAACGACAACUAUUGGAAUACUUUGCAUCCAUUUAUAAAAAUUCAAACAGAGGAAUCAAAGGUAGGGGAAAAGGUGUAGGAACGAAAAAAUCAACAAUCUCCUCACCAGAAAGCCAUUCUGCAAGCAUAAUUCUGAGUGCUAAUACGAAUGCUAAUAAUGCUAUUACUGCUGAGAGCACUGAUAAUAUUAAUAACCCAGAAGGCAACAUCGAGAGCAACAAUAACAAUUCGGGCUCGAAUACCUUAAUUUCACCUACUCAAAAAGAUAUGGGAACCCUACAAUCCCAAUAUGUUCACAGCAACUUCAACAAUUCUAUGAACAGCUCAAACCCCUCUAAUCAACCCAUAAUAAACUACAACUACACUACACUACCUCAUUCUAGAUUAGGAAGUAGCAGCUCCAGCAAUACUAAUAAUAACAACAACAACAAUCUUCCUGUUGCAUCGGUAGGUCCUGCUCCAGGUGUUUUAUUGGCGCCAGCCGCCAAUAAUGACUUUGGUUUUAACUUGGAACAGUCUACUGAUAACGGGAGAUCUCAACAAGAACAAGUCAGAUUUAAGAACAUCAACUACAAGAGCUAA